Molecule: messenger RNA, 1951 nt
Organism: Sphaerulina musiva SO2202
Lineage: Eukaryota; Fungi; Ascomycota; Dothideomycetes; Mycosphaerellales; Mycosphaerellaceae
Product: MFS monosaccharide transporter
Exons: 9
Coding region: 176-1912 (578 amino acids)
Biological process (GO): transmembrane transport; carbohydrate transport
Cellular component (GO): membrane
Molecular function (GO): carbohydrate:proton symporter activity
Source: RefSeq, a predicted model, not a curated record
GCCUUUACUCUGCACCACCAUACUCGAUAGCCACCACACGCCUGACACGCCGACCGGGAUGGCCUAGAAGGGAAUGCCGAGAUCCGUGUUCCCUUCUUCUGCCAGUAUGAUAUGAGUGCUUGUGCGCCCGUCUGUCGUGCCUUUUUUCUUGUGCCAUCGACAUUCGCUGGACGACAUGGGCAAACCAUUUUACGGCCUGCGAGGCACUCAGCUCAACAUCGCCAUUGCCGUGGUGGCUGGUGUGGACUUUGCUCUUUUUGGCUAUGACCAGGGUGUCAUGGGCGGUUUGCUCACUUUACCCUCCUUUCUCAAAUACUUUCCCGAGAUUGACACAGCCAACCCCGGCCGGACCGGUCGCACCGCCAGCGAAGUGAGCAACAUCCAGGGCAUCACUGUCGGCGCCUACACCUUGGGUUGUUUCUUUGGCGCAGUCGCAACCAUAUGGCUGGGCAACAUCCUGGGACGGAAAAAGACCAUCAUGGUCGGCAGCAUUAUCAUGAUCAUCGGCGCCGUCCUCCAAGCGAGCUCGUUCGAGCUGGGCCAGCUCAUUGCUUCGAGAUGGCUUACCGGGUUCGGCAAUGGCAUGAACACCAGCACCGUGCCCACGUGGCAAUCGGAGACGUCCAAGUCGCAUCGAAGAGGUCAAAUGGUGAUGAUUGAGGGUUCCCUCAUCGUCUUUGGUGUCAUGCUGAGUUAUUGGAUCGAUCUGGGCUUCAGCUUCUUGGAACCCAGUACCAUAUCAUGGCGCUUUCCUAUCGCCUUCCAGAUCAUUCUUGCUCUAUUCAUCGUUGCUCUGAUCCCAGGGCUGCCUGAGUCACCUAGAUGGCUCGUCUUGAAGGGAAGAGACGCAGAGGCCAUCCAGGUCCUCAGUGCACUCGAUAACACUACCGAAGACGAUCCCAAGGUGCAGCAGGAAUUCAGGGCCGUCAAAGACACGGUCUUCGAAAUGGCCCGAGGAAGUUUCACAGACUGCUUCAAAUUCAACCGCAACCGCAACUUCCAUCGAACUUUACUGGGUUACGUCAAUCAGACCUUUCAACAAAUCUCGGGAAUCAACAUCAUUACGUAUUACGCUGCGACAAUUUUCGAACAAAGCAUCGGACUAUCUCCCUUUCUCUCUCGACUCCUAGCAGCACUCAACGGCACCGAGUACUUCCUCGCCUCCUUGAUCGCCAUCUUCACCAUCGAACGAGUGGGCAGACGAAAGCUCAUGCUCUUCGGAGCAAUUGGCCAAGCAUGCUCCAUGGCAGUUUUGGCCGGGACGACUUCCAUUCCCAACACGGAUCCUCGACAUGUAUCGGCAGGAAUUGCAGCUGCAGUUUUUUUGUUUGUGUUUAACAGUUUCUUUGCGGUCGGCUGGUUGGGCAUGACUUGGUUGUAUCCUGCUGAGAUUACGCCGCUCGAUAUCCGAGCUCCAGCAAACGCCAUUGCAACUACAGCAAAUUGGAUCUUCAAUUUCAUGGUCGUCAUGGUCACGCCAGUGGCAUUCGCCAAUAUCCAAUACAACACGUACACCGUCUUCGCCAUCAUCAACGCCUUCAUGGUGCCGUGCGUAUACUUUUUCUUCCCCGAAACCGCCUACCGCUCUCUCGAAGAAAUGGACGAAAUCUUCCACAAAGUCCAUGGUUGGCAAGGCGCUUUUACUGUCGUCAAAGUCGCUAGAGAGAAACCGAGACGAUAUGGAAAGAGAGGCGAGUUGCUCAUUCCGUAUGAGGAUACUGAGGAGGCGAGAGAGGUGGAACACCGGAGGAGAAGUUCGGUUGUUUCUUCGACGACGACGACUAGGCCGCAGCAGUUGUUGCGGAGUAAGGGUGGGGGAAGAGAUGGUGGAGAGGAAAGUGCUGCGGAGAAGGUGGAACAUGUUCGUAAUAGUAGUAGUGGGGGAGAGGAAGAGAAGAAGUCGUCGUCCUAGGUAGUGGGAAAACGAAAUGCCACACAAAGUCAAUAUCCA